CUCCGCUCUGUCUCUAUCUAUUGGCGUUUACAAACACGUACUGGUAGGCGCGUGAGUCUUGAGGUCCCCAGUACCUUCACGCUCGUCGUUCCAUCUUCCCCUGCUGUACAAACCGCAGCAAAAACUCACUCUCUCUCUUCUGCACCAAAUCCCCACCGCCAUUGCUCUAACCAAAAUACCCACUCGGUUCCUUAAAAACAAGACCCAGAUACCCAUUUCACUACCUUCUCAAACGUUUUGGCGUGAGAGAAGGUUGACAGAGUUCGACCUCUCGACUGAAGCAGCGUAAAGAUGGAUAAAAUAUGGUUGAUCAGGGAGAGUUUUAAACAACGGAAGCUUUUUGAGGGGCAUGGUGUAAGGGUGUAUGAAGAUAAAAUCAGUGAUUUGCCUGACUCUAUUCUUCAUCAUAUCCUCUCAAUGCUCCCCACAAAAGAUGCCGUUGCAACGUGCUUGUUGUCAACUAGAUGGAAGUAUCUAUGGACCUCUGUACCCAACAUUGACUUUGAUGAUUUCUCGUUAUAUCCAAGUGAAGUGAAUGAUUGGGAUACGGACAAGCUGACUUGUUUCAUGAAUUUUGUGGAAAGGGUGCUUGUUCUUCACGAGGGCUCAAAUAUGGAAAAGUUCCGUCUCUCUUGUCGAGUUUGCUUCGAUGCAUCUCGUAUUCAUGCAUGGGUUUCUGCUGUAAUGAAGCAUAAAGUUCAAGAGCUUGACCUUUGCCUUUUUGUGGAAACUCCUUUUGCCUUGCCCCAAUGUGUUUUUGUGAGUGGAUUUUUAACAGUGGUGAAAAUAGCAAUGAAUUGUGCCCUUGAACUCCCUACGUCCAUUUCGUUUCCACAGCUUAAAACUUUGCACCUUGCUCUUGUUACUUUCCUGGAUGAUGAUUCCACCCAAAAAUUAUUAUCUAGUUGCCCAGUCCUUCAGGAGUUGUUUAUAUUGGACUGUGAAUGGAUGAAUCUGAAGCACAUUGUGGUUUCUAUUCCAAUGCUGAAGAGCUUUACCAUAGAUGACCUACCUUACUUUGGAUCAGCAGAUGAACUUAAUGGCUGUGAGAUCAAGAUUGAUGCAGCAAACCUUACAUUUUUGAAUUACACUGGUUGUCUAUUAAAUGAGAUUGUUCUCUCUAAUCUGCCUUCAUUGGUUAAUGCAUAUGUUUGUGUUCCACUUCUGGGUAAGAGGCAGAAAGAAAUUGCUUAUCGCGCAGUUAAGGUGCUGAGAGGCUUGCACAGUGUUAAAUCCUUGAGAAUGUCUACUGGUACAAUUGAGUCUCUCUAUCUCGCAGAUAACCUGUCGGAUCAACUUCCCAUGUUUCAAAACUUGACAUCUUUAGAGUUGAGCAUGUUAAUCGAGAGGCUCAUUAUCCAGAAAGUGUUAUAUUUCCUUCAGUUCACGCCAAAUCUAGAGUCUCUUGUGUUUUUUCAGGGAUCUAAUCCUCAUGUGCGCUGUGAUGAAGAAGAAGAUUGGAAUUUGAAGCCUGUGCCUAAUUGUUUCUUGUCCUGCCUAAAGUCAGUCAACCUCCAUAAUUUUCAUGGAAACUACGAAGAAAUGUGUAUGCUAAAAUAUUUGCUGAAGAAUGCACUUGUUUUAGAGAGGCUGAAUAUAUUUUGUUCAAAGAGUCCAUCAGGAGAUUUAACGAAGCAAAAAGAGGUUGUUGAUCGGCUGGACAUGGUUCCUAGAGCAUCCACAAGUUGUGUAAUCAUGUUCCUCUGAAAUUUCUUUGAGCCUCGACGAAGCAAGGAGUUGAAACUCAUUUUUGGGUUAAGUUUUGACUCUCAAAGCGGAUUUCCAACUCAUCUUAUGCCUCAAAUUAUAUCCUCUGGUGGUGCAAAAUGAUCAAUGACACUGGUUUAUUUUGGGAUGUAUCGUAGAGGCGGCUCUUAUUACUACCUUUUGGAACGGCUUGGAGAAAACCUUGUUGGGGUGAUUAGCUUUGUAAAGUUGUCCAUUUUAGUAAGGUCGACAUACCAAUGUGCUCUUACCGCAUACGGAUACUGAGAUACAUAUACUUCGGACGCUGGAACUCGAGAGUGUUCGUCCCGAAGAACUCUGUCGGAUUCCAGCGUCGUCCCAAUUGCAGUUUUUGUCCAGUUUAUACAUGUAGUCAUGUUCCUGACUCGUGACACUUGUAUCUGUUUUGCUAUAUAUGUGCUCAUAUUAUAACACCACUGCAUAGUUUUGCUUUUUUCCCGGGGUUUUUAAUUUUCUUUUCAAGUUUGUAGCACAUUGUCCAUAAUGCCAAAACGAAUUUAGAACUUGGA
Molecule: messenger RNA, 2255 nt
Organism: Rhododendron vialii
Lineage: Eukaryota; Viridiplantae; Streptophyta; Magnoliopsida; Ericales; Ericaceae
Product: F-box/LRR-repeat protein At4g14103-like
Exons: 5
Coding region: 292-1707 (471 amino acids)
Molecular function (GO): protein binding
Source: RefSeq, a predicted model, not a curated record